GAGUAGAUAAUGAGUGAAUUUUCAUUUCUGGGUGAACUAUCCCUUUAAGAAUGCAGCUUAGGAGGAGAUGGCUCUAAUAGUUGCUGACAGUGCAGUUGAAAGUCGAAACAAAUGAAAUACACGUCUGGAGAAAACAGGAAAAAAAGCUUAUACCACCCAAAAGAACACCAACACCCAAAAUGCACUGGGCUCCUUGCGUUCCAAGGCCACGCCCAGGUCGCUCCUAUUGGCGGAGCUUGACUGGAACUCCGGGUGUGUGUUUGUAAACGUUGGCGGCGGGUGGGCGGGAUGCGCUGCUCAGGUGUCACCGGACCAAGACGUCCAGAGUCAACAUCUCUGGGAAGUGAAGUUUUCAGUCGCGAUGGUUUCGACCUGCAUUGUUCCCGAGUGUAAGGACUCGAAGAGGAAGCGCCUGGCCGGGGUGAGGUAUCACCGGUUUCGAGUGAGCUGUCCCAGCCUCUGCAGGCGGUGGCUGAAGGCAGCGAACAACCCCAGAUAUGGCGUGAACACCGCGAUGGCAGCUCUUAAAAACCUGCGGGUGUGUGGUCUCCAUUUCCGACCGGAGGACUACGAGCGGAACGUUUUGGACCAAAGCGUCAAGAGCCUGAAGGAAUCCGCUGUCCCGUCCACUAACCUGGGGGAAGGAGACCCGGGAGCACCUGUCAAACCGGCCCGCACAGGAGUGAUGUCAGGCCCGUCCAGCACAGCCCAGACCCCGCCCACCCGCCACAAAAACAAACACAGAGGGACCAGACUAAUACCCGGGAUGUGCUCCGUCCUCGGCUGCGGUUCGUCGCGUCGCGGUGCGCAGCGGUUCAAGUUGCCGAAGGACCCAGAGAAGAGGCUGGAGUGGGUCCAGUUUGUGUUCGAGGCGAACUGCCAGCGGCUCAAAGAGUCGUCCUGGACCGACAUCACCAUCUGCAGGGAACACUUCACCGAGGACUGCUUCGGGAAAACUACGACCGGCGCGGUUCAGCUGGGGAGCGGCGCUGUGCCGUCGCUGCGCGGGAGAUGUGAGCCAGGCGAACACGUGGAGAGCCCCCGGUCUGUGGCAAUGCCAACAGAGGACAUCCCCAGCAGUGCAGAUGCCUUUGCGAUUAUCACUUUGAGCGCUGAAGAGAGCGCUGAAGAGAGCGACCCCUCCGAUGAAGGGGAGGACGGUGAUGAAGGUGGGGUGAAUUCAGACAGGGAGUGGAAUCCAUUGGAUGAGAUGUUGCUGGAUGAGGCGCUCCUUCAGGACUCUGAGGAGGAAACCGAAGACGAAGAGGAGAACGAUUCCCCGGGUGGUCUCAAAAUGAACGAGCUCUGCAAUGAGUGUGGACGUUUUUUCAACUCUCUGAAGCCUCACACAUGCGAACACAAAAUUAAGCCCGUUCCCGGCAAUAUUUGCGGCAAAAGAUGUGUUUCUGAAGCUGCUCUAAAAAUUCACAGCAGAGCUGUGCCGUCGCUGCGCGUCGCUGUGGAGAGCCCCCGGUCUGUGGAGCCUGUGGAGACCAGAGAAGUCUCUUCCUCCUCUGAAAAAUCUAAACACACCUCAACUGAUGUGGUCACCAAAGAACGUGGACCAGAAAAACAAAACGUUUCAAAUACUGUUUUGAACAAGAAAAAAGCUGCAGCUGUACAGAGGAAAAAAUAUCAUGCAAUGCCAACAGAGGACAUCCCCAGCAGUGCAGAUGCCUUUGCGAUUAUCACUUUGAGCGCUGAAGAGAGCGCUGAAGAGAGCGCUGAAGAGAGCACUGAAGAGAGCGCUGAAGAGAGCGCUGAAGAGAGCGACCCCUCCGAUGAAGGGGAGGACAGUGAUGAAGGUGGGGGGAAUUCAGACAGUGAGUGGAAUCCAUUGGAUGAGAUGUUGCUGGAUGAGGCGCUCCUUCAGGACUCUGAGGAGGAAACCGAAGAUGAAGACGAAGACGAAGACAAAGAUGAAGAUGAAGAGGAGAACGAUUCCCCGGGUGGUCUCAAAAUUAACGAGCUCUGCAAUGAGUGUGGACGUUUUUUCAACUCUCUGAAGCCUCACACAUGCGAACACAAAAUUAAGCCCUUUUCCUGCAAUAUUUGCGGCAAAAGAUGUGUUUCUGAAGCUGCUCUAAAAAUUCACAGCAGAGUCCACAGUGAAACCUAUGAAAUCCCUUGCAAAUACUGCCACGUGACAUUCAGAAGAAAGGUGGACAAACUUAAACAUGAGCAGAUUCACGAAGACAGAAACGAUCCCUAUAAAUGUCCCGACUGUCCAAAGAUAUUUCCCACCAGUAAAGCUCGCAGGAUCCACCUGUCAUACCACAGAACGUCAAAGGAAUUCAAAUGUGGAGUUUGUGGGUUUGAAUUUAGGGAUUUACAUCAUCUUCGGAGACAUUCUGUUGUGCACACAGGAUUGAAACCGUACAAAUGUUCGGUGUGCGAGCGUGGCUUCAACCAGGCGAGCAACCUCAAAUCUCACAUGCGUGUGCACACGGGGGAGAAGCCAUAUAAGUGUCCGCAUUGUGACAAAUCCUUCAAUCACAAUGUGAGCUUGAAGAGUCAUGUCCAGCGUGGCCACUCGUCCAGGUCUGGGCGCGGACAUAAGAUGGGUAAGAUCAAUGAAAAGGCAAGCAGCGCUAGUGACGCAGAGGACAAUGAAAGUAAGAGUGGUACCGGCUCUGACUCUGACAAUGCAGAUAAACAAGACACAGGAGAGACGGUGCAGAAGGAGAUGACAAAUUUGCCAAAACGUAUUAGGAGACGCACGGGGAGAUCCAGAGGAAGACCCAAGUCAAACCCAAAUGGUACCUCAGUUCUGUCAGGGCAAAAUGAAGACCAGUGUUCAAACGCUAAGACUUCCAAAUCAAAGUUGAAGAAGUUAAAGAAAAGUGGUGCCAGCGAUAAGGAACUUGAGUUGGAGCAAUCAGACAGGAGGAGCACAAGGACAUCAAGAAGACGACCAACAAAGGACGAUGACGGUGAUUUUCACCCAGAAGAAGAAAAUGAAAAGAAAAAGUGUAAGAGUAGCGGUAAGAACAGGGUGAGACAAAGAAAGAAGGUAGUGGUCUGACAUUUCUGUAAAUACACAGAAUCAAAGUAUUAAUUUGAUGUUGCCGUAACGACAAGAGGUCCUUACAGAACUAGUUGGUUAGGGUUAUAUGGAAAGAAAAAAUCAGAUGAGGUUCAUUGAUUUACACUGUUACCACUUUACAACAAUGCUAUAAAAAUACUUUGAGUGGCGCUAAAAGUAGAAAAGGUAGAAGAAAGCGGUCCAAAGUCAACAUGAGGCCAAUCUAAGUAACUACAGUAUUAAGCUCGUCAUGGCAGCUUUUACCAAUGACACAAACCCCCGGGGCUCUGGGUGAAUGUCAGUGUAAGGUAAAAUAAUUACAAACUCCCUUUUAGGAAAUCUGAGUCAGAUAAUAACCAAACUAAAGGAAUGAUGGGUGUUUUUGUUAAAGCAUACUCUUAGUUCAUGUACAGCAUUAUGAGAGUGAUACUGAGAGUUUCAAACCAAGUAGUUAUUAAAUGCAGGCACUGUAAUAAAUUUGGUUGCUAUGCUUUUUUGUCAUUAUGAAGCUGUAUAACUAAAUGUCAUGACUUUUCCACCUGUUCAGAGUUCAGAUAGAAAAAUGUGACAUGUUUUAGUUCACAAAUCAAUAUGACAGAAUUGAAAUUGCUGGCCCUUGAAUUGGUGGACACAAAAGGAAGGUUUGGUAUUUUCGCCUGAUUGUAAGUUUUGGCACCAAAUUGCAUCCCAUUAAAAACAAGUAUACUAUA
Messenger RNA from Hippoglossus stenolepis (Pacific halibut), 3735 nucleotides. RefSeq names its product zinc finger protein 34. Gene Ontology annotation, molecular function: RNA polymerase II cis-regulatory region sequence-specific DNA binding; DNA-binding transcription factor activity. Lineage: Eukaryota; Metazoa; Chordata; Actinopteri; Pleuronectiformes; Pleuronectidae. The record is from RefSeq and is a predicted model, not a curated record. The transcript has 8 exons. Gene Ontology annotation, biological process: regulation of transcription by RNA polymerase II. The coding region runs from base 362 to 3025 and encodes 887 amino acids.